Molecule: messenger RNA, 3190 nt
Organism: Drosophila innubila
Lineage: Eukaryota; Metazoa; Arthropoda; Insecta; Diptera; Drosophilidae
Gene: Hdc
Product: histidine decarboxylase
Exons: 8
Coding region: 261-2843 (860 amino acids)
Biological process (GO): L-histidine catabolic process; histamine biosynthetic process
Molecular function (GO): histidine decarboxylase activity; pyridoxal phosphate binding
Source: RefSeq, a predicted model, not a curated record
CGGUCGACGUUCCAAUUUGCCAUUUGAAAUUGGCCCACAAAAAGUUGGCCAACACCAAAAACUGAACGAACAGAUAAUGGCGCCCGUCUAAAGCAAGCCAAGCAACAAUUUACCAAAGAGAGUUCCAGUCAAAAGCUGCCAAAGGAUUAGGCCGUAAAGUUAAAGCAUCCCACCCCCGCUCCGUCCCCGCUCAAAAAAUUACAGUUAACACCCGUACACACACUCGCACACACACACAUACCACUGCUGACGUCAUCGCCAUGGAUUUUAAGGAGUAUCGUCAACGGGGCAAGGAGAUGGUUGACUAUAUAGCCGACUAUUUGGAGAAUAUAAGAGAACGCCGAGUCUUUCCGGAUGUGAGUCCCGGAUAUAUGCGUCAACUGCUGCCGGAGUCGGCGCCCGUGGAGGGAGAACCGUGGCCAAAGAUCUUUGGGGAUGUGGAGAACAUUGUGAUGCCCGGCGUGACCCAUUGGCAGUCGCCACAUAUGCACGGUUACUUUCCGGCCUUGAACUCGAUGCCAUCUCUAUUGGGCGAUAUGUUGGCGGAUGCCAUUAACUGUUUGGGCUUCACCUGGGCCAGUUCGCCGGCUUGCACAGAGCUGGAGAUUGUUGUGAUGAAUUGGCUGGGCAAGAUGAUUGGGCUGCCGGAUGAGUUUCUCCAUCUGAGCAACACAAGUAAAGGCGGCGGAGUGUUGCAGACGACGGCCAGUGAGGCAACAUUGGUGUGUCUGCUGGCAGGACGCACACGUGCCAUUCAGCGAUUCCAUGAGCAUAAUCCUGGCUAUCAGGAUGCGGAGAUAAAUGCUCGACUUGUGGCCUAUUGCUCGGAUCAGGCGCAUUCAAGCGUCGAGAAGGCGGCGCUCAUUGGACUCGUGCGUAUGCGCUAUAUUGAGGCUGACGAGGAGCUGUCCAUGCGAGGCAAUCUGUUGCGCGAGGCCAUCGACGAUGACAUUAAGCAGGGACUCGUCCCGUUCUGGGUCUGUGCCACACUUGGCAGCACGGGCAGCUGCAGCUUUGAUAAUCUGGAUGAGAUUGGAGUCGUCUGUCGGGAGUACAACUUGUGGCUUCAUGUGGAUGCGGCGUAUGCGGGCAGCGCCUUCAUUUGUCCCGAGUUUCGCACCUGGCUGAGGGGCAUCGAGCGUGCGGACUCGAUAGCUUUCAAUCCCUCCAAGUGGCUGAUGGUGCACUUUGAUGCCACUGCAAUGUGGGUGAGGGACAGCACCGCAGUGCAUCGCACCUUCAACGUGGAGCCGUUGUAUCUGCAGCAUGAGAAUUCCGGAGUCGCUGUCGAUUUUAUGCACUGGCAAAUUCCGCUGAGUCGUCGCUUUCGAUCCCUCAAAGUGUGGUUCGUCCUGCGAUCCUUUGGCAUCAAGGGGCUGCAGCGUCACAUACGUGAAGGCGUUCGUCUGGCCCAGAAAUUCGAGGCUCUUGUUCUUGCCGAUCAUCGAUUUGAGUUGCCCGCCAAGCGCCAUCUAGGUCUGGUUGUCUUUCGGAUUCGUGGCGAUAAUGAGAUCACUGAACGAUUGCUGAAGCGCUUAAAUUAUCGAGGAAAUCAACACUGCGUACCAUCCUCGCUGAAAGGACAAUAUGUGAUUCGAUUUACCAUCACCUCGACACACACAACCUUGGAUGAUAUUGUCAAGGAUUGGAUGGAGAUCAGGCAGGUUGCCUCCUUGGUUCUGGACGAGAUGAACAUCACCAUUUCGAAUCGCGUCUAUCUCAAGGAGACCAAGGAGAAGAACGAAUCCUUUGGCUCCAGCUUGUUGUUGUCCAACUCGCCGCUGUCGCCGAAGGUGGUGAAUGGUUCCUUUGCGGCCAUCUUUGAUGCGGAUGAGUUUCUGGCCAAGACCUACGCAGGCAUACGCAUUGCACACCAGGAAUCUCCAUCGACACGUCGCCGAGUGCGUGGCAUUCUCAUGUCCGGUAAGCAAUUCUCGCUGGACUCGCACAUGGAUGUGGCUGUGGUGCGCACCACACUGGACGACAGCAGCGAGCACAGCGAGACGAACACUACAGUGAACUCCUAUGGACGCACCACGGGUCGCGAGGUUGGCCAGGCAGCGGUUGGUGGACAGGCGAGCAUACGGGAGGAUGUGGACAAUGAGGAGUCGGCGGCGGAAGAAACUGAGCUGAUGCAGCUGUGCCAGAGUCGUCGUCGAAGCAGCCAAACUAACUCCAAUAUCCAUAAUCCAAUCCAGUCCAGCAAUAUCCAUAAUCACAAUCUCAACUACAACGACAACUAUAAUGUCAAUGCCACGCCCACCAAUCACUUUCGACCCAUUGCACUGUUCACGGCCCAAACGCAGUUCAAGUCACACUCGCAGUCACAAUCACAAUCACAGUCGCAGUCGCAGUCCCCGUUGAGUCUCAGUCGCGAUGUGACCGUCUCCGUGGACAGUUUGCUCACACCGGUCACCCAUUGUGAUGUCUAUCAUGGCAAGCGAUUUCUGGAGCCUGUCAGCAGCCUCAUCGAUAACAGUUCCUUCACCAGCAGCAUCUGUCACAUGCCCACGCCCAUCACAACGCCCACAGAGCCGGAAGCACGCAGUUUCGAGGAUAUCGAUUGGCCAGCCAGGACAUUCAGUCAAUUGCUGUUCGAACGUUAUGCCCACUCCUCAUCCCGAUCGGGGGAGGAAUCCUCCACAGAUAGCAGCAGUCUAAGCCUGACCAGAAUCAUCACGCCCACUCCGAGCCUUCUGAGUAGCCUCAAUGAAUUGGCCUCACCGCUCCUCGGUUCCUUUGCCUCCCAAUCGCAGCCUCUGCACUCGGCAUUGGAUGCAUCCAAGUUCAGUGACUCGGAUGCCACCAUUUGCUCGGCGACCUCAUCGCUGGAAUCCCUAUAAAUAAUGCCCAUACAAAUAAUAUCUAUAUUUAUCUGAUAAAUCUUUAUGUACUUAGAAAUUGAAUCCUUCACUGCUGUGCAAUCAAUAAUGUUACCUAUCAUAGUAUCAAAUCGAGAUCAGAUAAACACAAAUAUGUCUGUAUCUAUGACUCUUAAUCUAAUCCCAUGUAAUAUAUAUACAUACAUAUAUAUGCAUAACUUAGGCAAGAAAUAGUUAUUUCCUAAAAAAAUCAUCUCGAAAAUAUAUUAUUAAAUCUAUCUCGCUCUCUUUCAAUAUAUAUAUUAAUAAAUAUGUAAAUUCUAAAUUUUACUCCUUAAUGUGAUUAAAGUUUCAACGUUAAAACCAAA